Fusarium odoratissimum NRRL 54006 is the source of this 948-nucleotide messenger RNA. RefSeq lists its product as uncharacterized. Gene Ontology annotation, molecular function: protein binding. The transcript has a single exon. The record is from RefSeq and is a predicted model, not a curated record. NCBI's taxonomy places the organism in Eukaryota, Fungi, Ascomycota, Sordariomycetes, Hypocreales, Nectriaceae. The coding region runs from base 1 to 948 and encodes 315 amino acids.
AUGACAUACAGCAAGCGGAAUAUGUACCUCGACUUGAUUCUUCGGCACCCACUACUCGAUGUCAAUCUUCAGGAUCGGGAGGGCAUCCCAUUGAUUCAAGCUGCUUUGGAAGUAGGGGAUGCAGAAGCUGCACGAAUACUGAUCGACAGAGGCGCCGAUCUCCGUUGCAGGGACGAUUCCGGUAGAAACAUCCUCCAUCUUGUAUCUGCCGACGAUUUCGGAAUCGACCUCGUUAAGCAUAUCAUCGCCUUGGCACCAGAUCUCCAAUAUCAGUUUGACAAGAAUGGCAGAACCCCACUUCACUAUGCGAUAUAUUGCCAAAAACCAGGAAACCCAAGAGACGAAGUCAACCUUUUGAUCUCCGCGGGUGUCGACGUUACGGUCAGAGAUGCCAACGGCGAUACACCGCUUCACACCCUCUUCAGAAGGCCGUUUUUUCUCGUUGCAGACUACUACGGUGAUGCGAGCUGGCAGGGCUUUGUCAAGAAUACAAUUGACUUACUGCUCUCGAAGGGAGCAGACAUCAACGCGCGGAACAAAGCCGGGGAAACACCUGCAUUCGGCUACUUCCAUGCGAGCAGUUUCAAGGUUGAUCUUAGCUGGGCGAAGAUGGAUGAAGAGAGGCAUACCCUGUCUAAGAAAUGGGGUGGUGAUAGAUGGAAGGUCGACAAGGAACUUGAAGAGCAAACUGUGGAGGAGACGGAGCCGAGAAUGUGGGCGUUCCUUGAAGAGAUGGGAGUGGAAUGGUCGGUUGUUAAUACCAAGGGUCAGUCUCUGCUUCAUGUUGUUGCUGGCCAAGAACGGUCAUUCAGAAGGGUAGCCAGGUUUCAGUUCUUGAUGGGUAAAGGACUGGAUCCUAUGGCAGAAGACAUGCAAGGUCAAACUGCGCUAGAUAUCGCAGCGCAUGGAAAGGCAGACGACAUAUUGGCAUUGUAUAAAUCUCGGUAG